AUGCUCGGUCUUACUAUAGAUGAUCUUCGCUCAGACUUGACCUACCAACCCGAGGCUCUCAAUUCUGGGACAAGCGGCCGCCGCGGCUGGGUGGUCCACUUAACUCAACUCGAGAUCUACACGAACCCUUCUGAGGGCGGCAUUCACGCUGGUGACGACUUCUACUACGCGCACGAUCUCCGUCCCAGCUCCAUUCGGAUUGAGAAUGGUCGCGGUGGUCUCUGCCAAGCGGUCAGGAAGGCUUUAGAGGAUGCGGGCAUGCAUCCGAUUAAUCUAGGCGCGAUACCUACGCCUGCACUCACUCAUUUUGCCCUCAAGAACGGCAAGGGCAGCAUCAUGGUUAUGGGCAGUCAUAUUCCUUUCGAACGCAACGGCUACAAGCUUAAUACAUCCAAGGGAGAGUUAUUGAAAAAGCACGAACAGCCCAUUAAUAAUGCUGGCAUGUUUUGCAACGUGUUACCCGACCUUGUGCCUGCCGUAUCGGAAGGGAAAACAGCCUACAUCCAGUGCUACCGGGAUUUCUUCGAGGGUCUUAGGCUGGAAGGCAUGAAACUCCUCGUCUACCAGCAUUCUGUCGUUGGUCGGGAUCUCUUGGUUGAAUUUCUCCAGAUGUUCGGCGCCGACGUGACUCCUGCCGGUCGGAGCGAAACUUUCUUGCCGAUCGAUACUGAAGCUAUUGACGAAGCCCAGCUCAACACCGUCCAGGAUAUCUGCACUGAAACCGGACAGACAUUUGACGGAAUAGUGUCGACCGAUGGUGACAGCGAUCGUCCACUUCUCCUUGCUCCUGAAGGAGACAGACUCCGCUUCUUUAGCGGCGAUCUGUUGGACAUGAUUGUUGCUGAGUACCUGCGUGCCGAUGCCGUCGUCGUGCCGAUUAGCACUAAUGAUGGCAUCGACCGCGGUCCUUAUGUGAUCUCUGGUAUCCAGAAUGCUGUCUCGAAAGGACGCCAUGGCGUUUGCGGGUGGGAGGCUAAUGGAGGUUUUCUCACUGGAUUCGAUAUUGACCAAAACGAAAGGAUACUAAGCGCACUUCCUACGCGCGAUGCGGUGCUACCUCUGCUCUGUGCUCUGUUCGCGGCGCGCAACAAACAAUGCACACUACCGGAAAUUGUUUACGACCCUUCCCGAUUGUUUCAGCCGCGCCGCAUUGAUUCGCAAGUUUCCUCGGCCAACGAGCUUAUCAUGAAGCACUACUCACCCCCUGAGGCCAUCAUACAAAAAGUCUCAUUCGACAACGAUAACAUCAUUGCUUUUGAUCCCGGUCACGCCACCCUUCGAGUAACAGAGCCACAUGCUCAGCAACUUGUCCUGGUGCGUCGAGAACUAUGUAGUAUAUUCUCGGCCAAAUUUGGAUUCUCUGCGAUCUCCUGGAUUAACUUCACCGACGGAAUACGCAUGAUUUUUGCCGAUGGCGAUUUCGCUCACAUACGUCCGUCCGGCAACGCGGAUGAGCUUCGUAUAUAUGCAGUCUCCAGUAGCCGGGAGCGUACCGACGCCAUCAUUCGCAUGGGUAUCGCCGAACUUGAUGGUCUGCUGAGGCGAUUAGGAAGCAUGGUCUAA
Molecule: messenger RNA, 1563 nt
Organism: Penicillium maclennaniae
Lineage: Eukaryota; Fungi; Ascomycota; Eurotiomycetes; Eurotiales; Aspergillaceae
Exons: 4
Coding region: 1-1563 (520 amino acids)
Biological process (GO): carbohydrate metabolic process
Molecular function (GO): phosphomannomutase activity
Source: RefSeq, a predicted model, not a curated record